Molecule: messenger RNA, 2265 nt
Organism: Meyerozyma guilliermondii ATCC 6260
Lineage: Eukaryota; Fungi; Ascomycota; Pichiomycetes; Serinales; Debaryomycetaceae
Gene: TOP1
Product: DNA topoisomerase 1
Exons: 1
Coding region: 1-2265 (754 amino acids)
Biological process (GO): DNA replication; chromosome segregation; DNA topological change
Cellular component (GO): nucleolus; chromosome
Molecular function (GO): DNA binding; DNA topoisomerase type I (single strand cut, ATP-independent) activity
Source: RefSeq, a predicted model, not a curated record
AUGACUUCUGACAAUAUACCUAAUUCCAAUCCAGUUGGGAACGAGGAUUCAGGAGAUGAGAGCGAGUCGAUCCCCUUGGCUCAAAUAGAUACUCUGGCACCCACUCCAAAAAAGAGAAAAUCAACAAAAAAUGGCAACGGUGCAACAAAACGCAAAAAAAGACUAGUUAUAAAAGACGAAGAUGACGAUGAACCGUUGGCUCUGAAGUCUCCCGUGAAGGCAAAGAAACCCAAGACGAAGCUGAAUGGAAAAAAUGGCCAGGAAAAGGUUAAAAAGGAAACUUCGCAGACGCUGGAUGCCCAAUUAGCGACACCUACAGACCUGAUAAAGAAGGAAAAGGAAGAAGAAGAGACUUACAAGUGGUGGGAGGCCCAAGAUAUGGAUGGCGAACAGAAAUGGGAGUCUCUCCAUCAUAACGGUGUGAUGUUUCCUCCUGAAUAUGAGCCAUUACCGUCGCAUGUUAAGAUGUAUUACGACGGAAAACCGGUUGAUCUUGCUCCUGCGGCCGAGGAAGUUGCUGGGUUUUUUGCGGCGAUGUUGGAAACUGACCAUGCCCAAAAUCCUGUUUUCCAAAAGAAUUUCUGGAACGAUUUUCUUCAAGUCGUGAAGGAAUCAGGUGGAGCCAACGUAGAAAUGAAGGACUUUACCAAAGCCGAUUUCACCAAAAUGCAUGCACAUUUCGAGAUGUUAAAGGAACAAAAGAAAAACAUGAGUCGAGACGAGAAAAAGGCUCUUAAGGAAGCAAAAGAAAAGGAAGAGGAACCAUAUAAAACCUGUCUUUUAAACGGCAGAAAAGAACAAGUAGGAAACUUUCGUGUGGAACCCCCAGGUCUCUUUAGGGGCCGUGGAGCUCACCCCAAAACAGGCAAGUUGAAAAAGCGAGUUUAUCCAGAAGAUAUAACGUUGAAUUUGAGCAAAGAAUGCAAAGUUCCUGAGCCACCUGCUGGCCAUAAAUGGGGAGAAGUUAGACACGAUAACACCGUGGCUUGGCUUGCAAUGUGGAAGGAAAACAUUUCUGACUCUCUCAAAUACGUUCGUUUUGCAGCAAAUUCUUCUGUGAAGGGUCAGUCUGAUUUCAAGAAGUUUGAAACGGCAAGAAAUCUCAAGUUUCACAUCGAUGCCAUCAGAACAGACUACACGAAGCUUUUAAAGGAUCCCUUGAUGCAGAACAGACAAAUGGCUACUGCCACAUACCUCAUUGACGUUUUUGCUCUCAGAGCUGGAGGUGAAAAAGGUGAUGACGAAGCCGAUACCGUUGGAUGCUGUUCCUUAAGAUAUGAGCAUAUUACCCUCAAGCCUCCAAACCAGGUGAUUUUUGACUUUUUGGGUAAGGAUUCCAUUCGAUUUUACCAGGAAGUCGAGGUUGAUAAGCAGGUAUUUAAGAACUUGAGAAUCUUCAAGAAACCUCCCAAACAACCGGGUGAUGACUUGUUUGAUCGUAUAAGUCCACCCAUGUUGAACAAGCAAUUUCAAGGUUAUAUGAAAGGAUUAACUGCCAAGGUUUUCCGUACUUAUAACGCCUCGAAAACCAUGCAAGAUCAAAUCGAUUUGAUACCAAACGAGGGAACUGUUGCCGAGAAAGUUGUACGUUUCAAUGCCGCCAACAGAACCGUGGCAAUCUUGUGUAACCAUCAGCGUACCGUGAGUAAGACCCAUGGCCACUCUGUACAGCGUAUUCACGACAGGAUCAAGGAAAUGAUGUGGCAGAAAAUACGAACAAAGAAGAUGAUACUUGAGCUCGAACCUGGGUUAAGAAGAAAAGAUCCGAAAUAUUUUGAGGAGCUUGAAGAUCUUUCGAAGGAAGACGAGCAACAUGUUCACCAUCUUUUGCUUGAGCGAGCUAGAGAGCAAGCACAACGUAAAUUCGAGCGUGAAAAUCAAAAGUUGAAGGCCGAAGGGAAGGAGUUAUUGAGUUCGAGUGUGUUGGAUGAAAAGAUGGAGAAGAUUAAGGAGCAAGAGAAGGACUUGGCCGAAGAACUCAAGACGGGAAAGCCAGUGAUGAAGUCAACCACCACUGUGGAAAAGUUGAAGGCACAAGUUGAGAAGCUCGAUGGAAGAAUUGUUAACACAACGUUUCAACUUCAGGAUAAAGAAGACAACUCGGAGGUUUCGUUGGGAACAUCGAAAUUGAACUAUAUUGAUCCACGGCUCACGGUAAUGUUUUCAAAGAAGUUUGACGUUCCUAUCGAAAAGCUCUUUACCAAGACAUUGCGAGACAAGUUCAAGUGGGCCAUUGAGUCUGCCGAUGAGAACUGGAGGUUUUAG